UGGUUUGUAACUGCACGUUUUGUCAAUAUUUUCCCAAACCACAUAGACCAUAGUUACACAUUGUUUGAAAUCCUAUAGUACUAAUUUUGUUAAUUGUAUUAUACAUUUUGUUCGACCAAGUUGAUACAAUCGUACUCAAUUACCAAGUUGCUUACAUUUGUUUCUGCACUAAAAACCGUUAGAACUUAUUUUUCAAUUUGAUACGUUCAUUAAUAUUUUGUUAUUUUAUAUCAUUUGAUAAAUUGAGUUGUGUUUAAAAUACGUCAUGUCAAACGAAAAUGAAGAGAAGUUUGAUGCUAUGCUAUUAGCAUUAGCUCAACAACACGAGAAAGGCGUUGAGCAAUUGCUCGAUACAUUUUUCAGCUUUUUGGCUCGUAAGACUGAUUAUUUUACAGGGAGUCCAGAUGAAAACGCUUCUGAAAGAAUUUUAAUGGCAAUAUUUAAUAAACACCGUAAUAAUGCUCUCCAAGAAAAACAUGCAGCCGAUAAAAAACGCCAAGAAGAAGCCUUGAAAAGGUUGCAAAAAGCACAAAAAGAACAAGAGUCAAAACCAAGGCUACAGGAGUUAACUGAUGAAGAAGCUGAGAAACUGCAAAAAGAAUUAGAUAUGAAAAAGCAGAAGAAUAGUGAGGAUACAUCAAAUCUUGCUAGUGGUGACAAUAACGACGUGUCUCAAUUCAUUGAAGAAGACGAAGAUCCAAAAGAAAAGGGUAAACUUAAACCGAAUGCAGGAAACGGUUGUGACUUACCAAAUUACAAAUGGACACAAACACUGUCAGAUAUUGAGUUAAAAAUACCCUCUAAGGCCGCUUUCAAGUUGAGAUCACGCGAUGUCAUUGUUAACUUAAAAAAGAAAAGCAUAUGUGUUGGAAUUAAAGGACAACCACCGAUAUUGGACGACGAGCUACAACACGAAAUCAAGCUCGAGGAUACCACUUGGCUACUCGAAGAUGGAAAAACAUUCCUUAUUAAUAUAGAAAAGGUAAAUAAAAUGGAAUGGUGGUCAAAAUUGGUAGAGUCGGAUCCUGAAAUUUCCACUAAGAAGAUUAAUCCAGAGCCGUCUAAGCUGUCUGACCUUGAAGGCGAGACAAGGUCCAUGGUAGAAAAAAUGAUGUAUGAUCAGCAACAAAAAAACAUGGGUUUACCAACUUCAGACGAGAAGAAAAAACAAGACGUGUUAAAAAAGUUUAUGGAACAACAUCCUGAUAUGGACUUUUCAAAAUGUAAAUUUAACUAAGAAACAAAAUAAAAAGAACAACGUUAAAUCUCCCGUUCAUACAUUGUCAACUGCAGUUUUUUAAUGCAAAUAUUUUUGAUAGUAAAUAUGUAUUUUUAAACCUGA
Molecule: messenger RNA, 1342 nt
Organism: Adelges cooleyi (spruce gall adelgid)
Lineage: Eukaryota; Metazoa; Arthropoda; Insecta; Hemiptera; Adelgidae
Gene: nudC
Product: nuclear migration protein nudC
Exons: 7
Coding region: 266-1237 (323 amino acids)
Biological process (GO): protein folding
Cellular component (GO): cytoplasm
Source: RefSeq, a predicted model, not a curated record